ACAUGCUGCUUCCGGGGGAACUGUAGAAGCGCAGCGCUUAUUGCGGGCGGAUGAAGGUUGUCGGACGGACCGGAAGUAAAGUGGUUGGAGGAUGAUCAGGUGCCUUCAGCUCCUCAGUGCAGCAGGGAGAGGAGUGCUGCUCCGCAGAGGCCCGGCCCCGCCUGCCCCGCACAGACACGUACAUUGCUCGGAGUGUGCGGCCCAGUGUGCGGCCCGGUUGGACACGGAGGGAAGGGCAGACGGAGCGGAGGCCGCUGAGCCGGACGGAAGCCUGAGUUACACCGAGGAGGAAGCGGACACCAUUCUCCAUGUGCUCAAUACUGCCCCCCACAGUGAGCUGGCUGCCAUCAAGCUGCUCCGGGGCAAGAGAGCCGCCAGUAUUGUGCAGUACAGGGAGCAGCAUGGGCCAUUCCUAGACCUGCGAAGCGUUGUCUCAGUGCCGCACUUCCAGCACAAAAUCACCGUGAAAGUGUUCGACUCCAUCCUCAGCCCCGGGGAGAGAGACGCCCAGAAGGAGCGGCGGCCGGAGGGCAGGGGCAGGUUCAUAAAGCCCGACGUCCCCACAGAGAGGCUCCAGGCUACGGAAAGCAUAGUGUCUAUUGUGUUUGGAAUAAAGAAAAUGGCGUGGGCCCACGUGGGGCGCUCCAUGACUGUGUACGAGUGGCAGCAGCAGGAAUGGUUCCGCUUCAUGAAGGGGCCCUACUUUGCUCACGUGUACCUGGAGGAUGUCUCGGCAGCAGUUUCCCAGUUGCCGCAGGCAGAUUUCUACGUUCUGGAGAAGCCGGGAAUAUCGAUGCAGAACAGCAGCCUGUUCCCAGUAAUGUUACAUAUGCGCACAGUGGAAGCCAUGCUCUAUGCCAUGCUGAGUGGGCAGCGCCCAGCCGACGGAGGGCACAGGGUACUGAGCAUGGCGAGAAGCAGCGUGGGCAAGCACUUUGAUCUCAUGGUGGGAGAAUCGCGCACCAGCGGGCUGGACAUUGCCAAGCAGCUACUCACUAACAGCGCGGCCCAGGAACAGCCCAGGGUUCGAUUCCCCCCAGAUUCCAUCUUCCGAUAUAGGAACCACUUGCAGCCCCGGGGGCAGAACAGGAACGAGGAGCUGUGUGAUGCCCUAUUGCAGGCAAUUGCCUUCUAUGAACUGGCCGUCUUCUAGGCCUUCAACACUGGGUUAUUGGUGGGGAGCGCAGCUCUGCCCCUAGGCACGGACACCCCCCCAAACACAGGAUUAUAGGGCACCCUGUGGGGAGCGCAGCUCUGCCCCUAGGCACGGACACCCCCCCAAACACGGGAUUAUAGGGCACCCUGUGGGGAGCGCAGCUCUGCCCCUAGGCACGGACACCCCCCCAAACACGGGAUUAUAGGGCACCCUGUGGGGAGCGCAGCUCUGCCCCUAGGCACGGACACUCCCCAAACACGGGAUUAUAGGGCACCCUGUGGGGAGCGCAGCUCUGCCCCUAGGCACGGACACCCCCCCAAACACGGGAUUAUAGGGCACCCUGUGGGGAGCGCAGCUCUGCCCCAUGGCAGUAACACCCCCAAACACGGGAUUAUAGGGCACUCUGUGGGGAGCGCAGCUCUGCCCCUAGGCACGGACACCCCCCAAACACAGGAUUAUAGGGCACCCUGUGGGGAGCGCAGCUCUGCCCCAUGGCAGUUACACCCCCAAACACGGGAUUAUAGAGCACCCUGUGGGGAGCGCAGCUCUGCCCCAUGGCAGUUACACCCCCAAACACGGGAUUAUAGGGCACCCUGUGGGGAGCGCAGCUCUGCCCCUAGGCACGGACACCCCCCCAAACACAGGAUUAUAGGGCACCCUGUGGGGAGCGCAGCUCUGCCCCAUGGCAGUUACACCCCCAAACACGGGAUUAUAGGGCACCCUGUGGGGAGCGCAACUCUGCCCCUAGGCAGUAACACCCCCAAACACGGGAUUAUAGGGCACCCUGUGGGGAGCGCAGCUCUGCCCCUAGGCACGGACACCCCCCAAACACGGGAUUAUAGGGCACCCUGUGGGGAGCGCAGCUCUGCCCCAUGGCAGUUACACCCCCAAACACGGGAUUAUAGGGCACCCUGUGGGGAGCGCAGCUCUGCCCCUAGGCA
Messenger RNA from Xenopus tropicalis (tropical clawed frog), 2097 nucleotides. It is a transcript of the gene tefm, whose product is annotated as transcription elongation factor, mitochondrial. The coding region runs from base 92 to 1153 and encodes 353 amino acids. Gene Ontology annotation, cellular component: mitochondrial nucleoid. Gene Ontology annotation, biological process: transcription elongation by mitochondrial RNA polymerase. The record is from RefSeq and is a predicted model, not a curated record. Lineage: Eukaryota; Metazoa; Chordata; Amphibia; Anura; Pipidae. The transcript has 4 exons. Gene Ontology annotation, molecular function: nucleic acid binding.